GGCGACGGCGAAUUGGAGGAGAGGAACUGCAACUUUCGGCUUAGAAGUGGAAAUCCCUCAUGGAAAUGACUAAGAACUCAUUUCUCUCCGUUUGAAAGCUCUGAACUUUCAUUGAUUUCUCUCAACCAUUUACAGAAUCCCAUCAAGAACGGAAGAACAAGCAGCCAAUCGGAAUCAGAAUCUCCCCUUUUUCUCUCUCCAAAAAUCUCGCCCAAAUAUGAUAUUGUUUUUCAAUGGGGGUGGAGUUUGGAGGUGUCCAAAUUCCACCCACUUCAAUUGGUCCUCUAGUUAGUGCCCCAUUUUUUUAAACCUAAUUUAGCUUUUAACUUUCUUGAUUUUAAAAAGAGUAGCCUUGUAAUUGUAUUGUAUUGUAUUGUAUUGUAUUGUUCCUUCAAAUCUGUGUGUUCUUCGAGUUCUUCACUGUUCCUCUGCCACCAUUAUUAGUACCACCACCACCAUCCUUCUCUUUGCUUUAAUGGCCUCCUCUUUCCCUCCAUUUCCUUCUUUUCUUCUUCUUCUUCUCCGUCUUUUUCUUCCCCCACUUCCAUUUUCAAUCCCCUGCGCCUCUGAUUGUUCGGUUCUUUGAUAUUCAUCUUGGUUUUUAGAUACCCUUUUGCCCAUUUCUUCACGGGUUUCGCUCUGCUUGACAUUUCUGUGUUAGAUCAAUGUAUAAGGAUAAAGGUUUAGAGGGUUGUGUUUCUGGUUCAAGGAAGAAGAACAAUAGGCGGGACUUGACCGUUCCCCGUAAUUCCGCACCACGCUUCGCCCUGGACUAUGGUGUCGGUGAAUCCUCUGGUUUAAAAUCUCAGGAUGCAGAUUAUUCCAUUCCUUUAUUUGGUGAUGAGUUAGAGCUUUCAAUCUUAGCUAGGUUUCCCAAAUCCGAGCAAUGGAAGUUGUCUUGUGUGAGCAAGAGAUAUCUAGCUAUUGUGAAGAGUGGUGAGCUAUAUAAGAUUAGGAAAGCCAUUGGAUACAAAGAGCCUUCUGUGUUCAUGUUAGCUAGUGGGGAGAGUAGCUGGAUGAUGUUUGAUCGGACUUUCCAGUCGUGUCGUAGGCUUCCGAUCCUGCCAUCGGAUUCUUGCUUUUUGGAUGCAGAUAAGGAAUCACUUUGUGCAGGCACGGAUCUCAUUGUUACCGGUCGAGAACUUACAGGAGGUGCCAUUUGGAGGUAUCAGCUAGUAGAGAACAAAUGGAUCAAUGGCCCCUCUAUGAUCAGUCCAAGGUGUUUAUUUGCAUCAGCCUCCUCUGGUUCGAAUGCAUUCGUUGCAGGAGGGAUUGCUCUCGAGUUCAGCACGGAAGGCGCUUUCGGCAUGGGGAUGGAAUAUGGACAGACUGUGUUGAACACUGUUGAGAAGUAUAAUCCUGAAAGCUUAUUAUGGGAGCCUCUCCCGAACAUGCACCGGUCGAGGAAGAAGUGCUCGGGCUGCUUCAUGGAUAACAAGUUCUAUGUCAUUGGAGGAAGAGACAACGAUGGAAACCAUCUCACUUGUGGCGAAGUCUUCGACACGGAGAAGAACUCAUGGGAUUUGAUUGAAAACAUGCUGGAAGACGCCCCGAUUUCAACUUCUCAAUCGCCUCCUCUUGUCGCUGUCGUGAACAACGAGCUCUACUCGCUCGAACCGUCUUCAAACGAGCUGAAGGUGUAUUUGAAAGGGCGAAACGAGUGGAAGAACUUGGGUCCAGUCCCAGUCCUUGCUGUUGUUAACAAAGGUUGGGGAGUUGCAUUCAAGUCACUGGGUGAUGAACUUCUGGUAAUUGGUGCAUCAGUUGAAUCAUCUGCAAACGAUUCGAUGAGCAUCUACACUUGCAGUCCCGAUCCGAGGGCGGACCGAUUGCAAUGGACACGUCUCGACUGUGGCACGAACCAUCUCAGUCCCUUUAUUCUGAACUGCUGUGUCAUGGUUGCUUGAAUUAAGCUCUCAUCAAACCAUGUUGGUUGUCUUCAAUGUUCUAAGUAAAUAAAAUGCAUCCCUCAUUCGGUACCUUCACCUAU
Molecule: messenger RNA, 1990 nt
Organism: Cucurbita moschata (crookneck pumpkin)
Lineage: Eukaryota; Viridiplantae; Streptophyta; Magnoliopsida; Cucurbitales; Cucurbitaceae
Product: F-box/kelch-repeat protein At3g27150-like
Exons: 2
Coding region: 666-1907 (413 amino acids)
Cellular component (GO): cytosol
Molecular function (GO): protein binding
Source: RefSeq, a predicted model, not a curated record